Musa acuminata subsp. malaccensis (wild Malaysian banana) is the source of this 1153-nucleotide messenger RNA. RefSeq lists its product as uncharacterized. The record is from RefSeq and is a predicted model, not a curated record. NCBI's taxonomy places the organism in Eukaryota, Viridiplantae, Streptophyta, Magnoliopsida, Zingiberales, Musaceae.
UUAUUGUUGCACACCGUAGGCGGAGCCGAAGUCGCGAUCCCUCGCGGCCUUUUCCCUUUCGACGCUCUCUCGCCCGCCGUAAUGGCGUCUCUCGGCGAUUCAGGGAGCAAAAUUGGUGCUUCAGAUGAUGUUGUUCAAACUGAACAGGCUCCUGAUCCACAGGAGCAAUGUGAAGAUAGUGAAAGGAAAGCUCGGGUUGAGGAAGUUUGGAAGAAAAUGAACAGUGUAUUGCCCAAUAAGGUGCUCAAACCUAUAGUGAACAAGCCCGAUUCAACUGGGAGUACAAAAACAGGGAAAACAGUUCCUGAUUGGAUGGUUGCUCUUGGCAUUGUGCCAGCAAAGACACCAGCCACUAAUGAUACACUAGGAAAGAGGCCAGCAAGCUCGCAAAAUGGAACUAAUGAGGAAGCUAAGAGGCUUGCAGCAGCUGCUCUUUCAGCUGUCAAAGAUGUUGCAUCUGCUACCACAGCUGCUGGAAGUGGAAAAGUUGAAAUAACUGAGGUCCGGGACUUUGCUGGUUUAGAAAUUGAGGUUAAGAAACUCGUUGAUCCGGACUCAAAAGAGGCAGCUGAGAAAGCCAAAGUGCCAGGUGCUCCUCCCACUGCCCUUGACACCAUUCUGGAGCAGAUAAAGAAAAAACCAAAGCUCAGUGUCCUUGACAAGACCAAAAAAGAUUGGAGUUCGUUCAAGGAUGAGCACAAGGGUAUGGAAGAGGAGCUGGAUUCCUACAAGAAGAGCUCAAAUCAGUAUUUGGACAAGGUUUCCUUCUUGCAGAGAACAGAUCACAGAGAGUUUGAACAUGAGAGGGAUGCUCGUCUUGCAUUGCAGGCAAAGAGGAGACCAGAUAUGAGAGAGGAUGACUUGUAGUCAUACAUCAACUGUAGUUAACAGCUCAACUUAUUUAUUACUAGUCAUGACAACCAAAAGAAAUGAUUGCAAUUGUCCAACAUGUAUAUUCCCCUGGUCAACGACUUUGUUUUGUUCAUGGGCUUGUUGGUCACUGAACGAGGAGAAUAGCACCCAAAAUAUGCUGGCUUCUUUUUACAGUGCUGCAGAAUUUGCUAUUAUAAUGUUGAAGGAACACCUAACGUUGAUUUUCCUGUACAUUUAUUGCUGACCUUUUUGUGAAAAAAGACAUUGUUUUGAUCGUUGA